CCUGGCUGCACUUGUCGCUCGAUCAGUGCUCGAUAUAUCCCGAACUUUGGUCAAUGCUUCCUGAUCGGGAGAUUCUGAUCUCGUAGUAAUAGUCCCAGACGCUCACACCCAGCUGCACUUUCUCCUGCUCCUGCUCCUGCUCCUCGCUGUCGAGCUCCAAUGCACAAUCGGAGGUGCUCAUUAUUCGUGCACGGGGAUCACAGAUUCUGCGUUUGAACGAGACACCAAUCUCCGACGAAACGGUCCGAAACGCCGUCGAGAACAUUGCGAGGCUUGAACCGUAUCGUGCUGCUGCUGCUGCUGCUGCUGGCAUCCUUCCUGAGAGCGAAGCAAAUUUGGUUUCGAGAAGUUGUUCGACGCAUGGCGGAGCGACGUUCUGGUGUCGGUGUCGGUCGUUGGUGUUGAUGGGUGGCGGGCGGUGUUUCUGAUUCGUCCUGACGUCGCGUGGCUGACCGACCUUCUGCCUGUCGGGAGCGGAGAGCUUUCGUGCUCAAUUGUCGCACGAGAAUAGUGACGGAGCGUGGGAGAACGACUUCAUUGUGCUUGUAUCGUUGUUCGCUUUGUGGAGGAUAGCAUUUAGUGUGCAAACUCAUGAUGAAGGAGCACCGGAAGGUCGAGGAGCUUUAUUCAUGGAGGAGUUCCUCUUCUUGCACCAAGCAGACGACUUCGUGAAGGCCCAAAAUAUUGUCGGCGAAGGUGCUGAUUUUCUGUGCACCGAAGACGUGCUCGCUGGUUGAAAAGUUCGGAGACUCGCUCGAGGGUUCGCAGUUACUCGUCGAGGCUUCGGAGAAGAAGAGUUUCAUGGAGGGUUAUUUCCGCAAUCUGGUGGGAGGGCAUGUAGCUCGAUACGACAUUCCCCCUGAGGGUAUCAAGGGAGUAAUAUUGCAUGUUUUGAAUCAAGAUGGGAUGAGCACGAUGCUCAGCGUUGUCGGGAGUAUCGGCAAGUCGACGAGCGCCUGGGUGGACGGAAAGCCCGUAGAUUUGAACCGGAUCUACGAAUUGUUCAUGAAGAAUGCUGAUAGAGAAGAGGUGGUCGAGGUGGAGACUAUCAAUACGAGGAAUCUACAGAGAGCUUACAAUAGCUCCUGUGGUCUUAAGAACUGGAUUGCUUCAGUUCAACUGAAACUGAAAUGGCGAAACCACAGAAUCACCCUCGGCGAUAUGAAAACUGACAAAUGUAUUGGCUUCUGGCCGCCUGAAGUUCCUUUUGUCAUCGAUGAUGCUUCCAGUAUCUGAUAAUGGAAAGCAGAUCAUCGGAAGCUACGUUUGCACCUUUUUCCGUAUGUACAAAUGGCGCACUGCCUCUCAGUAUGAAGUGGAACACCGGUUACCUUACCUCGGCGAGAGACGAUCUGGGAUUAGUAAUGGAGUGUGCGGCUCAGCGAGCCAGAAUUGAUCGACAACUGUGCGCGGCCUCGAAUUCUCUCUUUUUCCUUUUUCUUUUUUAUUCUCUCGAUAUUUUCAAUUUAGGGUUUUGAAUCUAUGCAGAUUCGACGCGACAGAUGUGAAACCGGCGAAGAAGAUGUCUUUCAGUAGAAAACAGCAGUGUAAAGUAGGAAACUGUCUGACAUGUACUUCUCUGACUGUAUUCUAAGAUGCAAGUCAACGAGAUCUAUCUUGUGCAAGGUAGAUGCCAUUUCCAGGAAAUUACUGUGUUCUGGCGUCCUCUGUCUAGCGACAAAAGUGACUGUUACUCUGACUUCGAUCCAAACUCCAUGCAUGAGUGUUGCCAGAUCCAUCUUCCCGAGGUGUGCAUAGAUGUCUGUUUUUGAUGUGCUUAUAUUCCAUCCUCACGUGGUCAAACUUGCCAGCGAAGAAACUGAAUUACGUUGUGGCUAUCAGAAAC
Messenger RNA from Marchantia polymorpha subsp. ruderalis, 1846 nucleotides. NCBI's taxonomy places the organism in Eukaryota, Viridiplantae, Streptophyta, Marchantiopsida, Marchantiales, Marchantiaceae. The record is from the annotation of a GenBank genome assembly.